This is a messenger RNA of Ostertagia ostertagi, 429 nucleotides long. The record is from the annotation of a GenBank genome assembly. NCBI's taxonomy places the organism in Eukaryota, Metazoa, Nematoda, Chromadorea, Rhabditida, Trichostrongylidae.
GCCCCUCCUGAUUUCGCUUAUCCGUUCAAUGAUCUCAUUCUAUGGGCUGUGCUCACAAGACGACCUGAAAUGGCUAAAUGUAUGUGGCUUCAUGGAGAGGAUGCAAUGGCAAAAAGCCUUGUUGCUGCCAGGUUAUAUAAAGCCAUUGCUCGUAUUGCAGAAGAGGACUAUCUGGAGGUAGAAGUUGCUCAGAAGCUUCGAGAAUAUUGCGAGUCAUCCUGCUCGGAAUCCUUAGAGCUAUUGGAUUUCUGCUAUCGCGAGGACAACAGUCAAACCCUGAAGUUGUUAACCGCCCAGCUGCCCCAUUGGGGUUAUCAAAACUGUCUUUCGUUGGCGGUUAUGGCUAAUCAUAAACCAUUUCUUGCUCAUCCAUGUUGUCAACGGCUGCUCGCUGAGCUUUGGCAUGGAUCGCUUCGUGUGCGCAGGUAA